Molecule: messenger RNA, 2019 nt
Organism: Eremomyces bilateralis CBS 781.70
Lineage: Eukaryota; Fungi; Ascomycota; Dothideomycetes; Eremomycetales; Eremomycetaceae
Product: acetoacetyl-CoA synthase
Exons: 5
Coding region: 1-2019 (672 amino acids)
Biological process (GO): lipid metabolic process
Cellular component (GO): cytosol
Molecular function (GO): acetoacetate-CoA ligase activity
Source: RefSeq, a predicted model, not a curated record
AUGGCUCUUUCUAAAACCAACGCCAUUCCGCUAUGGAAGCCUUCCAACCCGGAAAUCGCCCCAAUCGACAUCUACCGCCGCCGCGUUAACGAGAAGUUUGGACUGCGCCUCCAAAACGCCCAGGAACUGCACAAAUGGAGCGUCACCGCCCCUCAAGAUUUCUGGACCGAUGUUUACGAUUUCGUCGGACUGAUUCCGGCGCUUCCCCCGUCCGUCAAGCGGGCGUAUGAUGACUCGGUGCCGUUGAGCGACGUUCCACUGUGGUUCGAGGGUGCAUCGAUCAACUUUGCGGAGAAUGUCCUGUGUAAUCCGGCUGUGGACCCGUCAAAAGUUGCGCUGAUCGGUUUAAGAGAGGGUCAGGACCUCGAGGGCGAGCAGCUCACAUGGUUCGAAUUGCGUGAACGGGUAAGGGUGGUACAAAGUGCUAUGCUUCGUAGCGGAAUCAAAGAAGGGGAUAUUGUUGCGGCUAUUGUCUCCACUUCUAAUUGGGCCGUCAUCCUCUUGCUCGCUUCUGCAAGCAUUGGGGCUAUCUUCUCUUGCAUUUCACCUGAUCUCGGUGUCGAGGGAUGUAUAUCAAGAUUGCAGCAGAUCUCGCCCAAGAUUUUGUUUGCGGACAGCGACUCGACAUACAAAGGUCGCCGGACGUCGGUGGCUCCCAAGGUCUCACAAAUCCUGGAAAAUCUAUCGUCUCCCCCUGAGACAUUCUUGAUUCCUAUUGCAUCCUCCCCGGAACCAUUUCCAGCCGUAGAAGAAUUUCUCUGGCGAUCAUCAGCGCUGGAUACACUAGAAUUCCGACCGCUGUCGUUCAAUAGUCCUAUGAUAAUUGUUUAUUCAAGUGGAACGACCGGAACCCCGAAAUGCAUCGUCCAUCGGCAAGGCAUGAUUCUGAAUCUGAGGAAAACAUCGAUCCUUCACAACUCGAUGAGCCCCCGUGAUGUUGUGAUGCAGUAUUCUUCCACAUCAUGGGUGGUAUUCUACGUGGUGGUCGGGCAACUGGCCACUGGUGCGACAUGUAUCUGCUACGACGGUUCACCUCUCUGGCCCGACCCGAUGAUCAUGAUGCGAAUCGUCGAACGCCACAAGGUCACCUACUUCGGCACCUCCCCCCGCUACCUCCUCGAGCUCGAGCAGUCCCAAACUAUCCCCCGCAACGCCUACAACCUCUCCCACCUCCGCAUGGUCUACAGCACCGGAUCCGCCCUCGGCGCCGAGCAGUACCGCUGGUUCUACACUGCCUUCCCCCCCUCCGUCCAGAUCUGCAACACCGCCGGCGGCACCGAGAUCGCCACGUCCCUCAUCGCCGCCGAUCCCAGCGGCACCGUGCACCUCGGCGAGAUGCAGAUGCUCGCGCUAGGCCACGAUAUCGAUAUCGUGGACCCGGAGAGCGGCGAGUCGAUCGCUCAUACGGGCGAGGCGGGCGAGAUGGUCAUCCGCAAGCCGUUCCCGUCCAUGCCGGUGUUCUUCUGGGGCGACAAAGGCAACGUGAUCUACCGCGCGAGCUAUUUCGAGAAGUUUGGGAAGAGGGUAUGGGCGCAGCAUGACUGGUUGCAGCGGAACCCGGCGACGGGUGGGUUGACGCUGAGCGGACGGAGCGACGGUGUGCUCAACCCAUCCGGCAUCCGCUUCGGCAGCGGUGAGAUCUACGCCAUCUCCGAAGGCCCGCUCUUCAACACCACUAUCGCCGAAACCCUCUGCGUCGGCCGCCGCCGCCCGCACGACACCGACGAAGAAGUGUUCCUCUUCGUGCGGAUGAACACGGGGCACGUCUUUACCCCCGAGCUGGCCACCCGGCUCAAGCAGACGAUCCGCGAGGGGUUAUCCGCGCGGCACGUGCCAAAGUACGUCGAGGAGGUGGCGCAGAUCCCAGUGACGAUUAACGGGAAGAAGGUGGAGGGUGCGAUCAAGCAGAUUAUUAGUGGGAAGAGCGUCAAGGCGAGCGCAACGGUGGCGAAUCCGGAGUCGUUCGAGCUGUAUAAGCGGUUUGUGGGGCUGGAGGUGAUGAGGCCGUCGAAAUUGUAG